Messenger RNA from Penicillium manginii, 1098 nucleotides. RefSeq names its product tRNA wybutosine-synthesizing 3 family protein. The record is from RefSeq and is a predicted model, not a curated record. The transcript is spliced from 3 exons. The coding region runs from base 1 to 1098 and encodes 365 amino acids. Gene Ontology annotation, cellular component: cytoplasm. Gene Ontology annotation, biological process: tRNA methylation. NCBI's taxonomy places the organism in Eukaryota, Fungi, Ascomycota, Eurotiomycetes, Eurotiales, Aspergillaceae. Gene Ontology annotation, molecular function: tRNA methyltransferase activity.
AUGGCUCUGAGAAAUGGAGAAACACAAGCAUCCUGGGCCACAGCCACCACGGUCCACCAAAACGUGAAGCAAUGGCUCAAUCUCAACACUCAGAAAAUAUCCCCCCCACUCUUCACAACCCGCAAGAACAAAAUCAUAGAAGAGCUCGCCAUCCCAGACGAAGACUACACGGAUCUCUCACCAAAGGGCUCCGUCGACCUCGGCGUGCGCGACUUGAUCCGCGAUAUUAAUGCUUUGCCCGGUUUAGUCACGACGAGCAGUUGUGCGGGGCGUAUUAGUGUUUUUCUCGAGGGUAGAAGAGACGUAUCUUCGUCCGAGCAGGAGGUAAAACCUGAAGGCGCAGAGUCAGAACCAGAGGUCCAAGAUGAUCAGAGAGUCUUCGCGCCGUCCGGGGGCAAGGGUGCUGGGAGGUGGUUGUAUGUUUCGCACGACCCAUUUCCCGGCUUAAGGUCCAAUCCAUCGAAUUCGAACGCGAGUUCGGCUCCAGCCUCGCUGCACGAGGCUUUCGGACUGGUUCCUGGCGAUGGGAAACCGCCGAUUGUCAGUGCUGGGAAGUCAUUGAGGCUUGUUCGUUUCCAUUAUGAUCCAUUGAUCCUGCACGUAAUGGCUGCAAGUCUGUCCCACGCAAGUCCCGUCUUAGCCGCAGCAUCGGCCUCGGGCUUUCGGGAAAGCGGCCUGCAAAGUCUCCGCUGCCUUGAAGGAGAAGGUACGGGGCCUAGUCCCAUCGUUGCUGUGCGCUCAGCUGGUCUUCAAUUCGAGUCUGUGAUUGGGUAUUGCGAUGACGAGGAUGAAUCAUCUGUCGGUGAGCCUGUUAUUCGCAGCCUCGUGACGGAGGAGUAUCUGGCCAUGUUGAUUGCUAUGUCGGAUGAGCGGUUCAAGGUUAAUUCUGAGCGGAGGGAGAGGUUUAGGGCUACUUUGCUUGAGGCUUGGAAGGGGAAGGGGAAGUCUAGGUCGGAGGAUUGGGAGGAUCCUGUUGCACGCAGGGAGAGGAAACGGGCUGAGGGGUUGGCCAGGAAGAAGUUGUUGGAAAGUCAGAGGAUGCAGGAUUCUGGGGCUGAGGGUGAGGUUGAGUCUGCUGGUCAGGGUCAGGAUAUUUGA